Messenger RNA from Aureobasidium pullulans EXF-150, 846 nucleotides. Its product is annotated as short chain alcohol dehydrogenase. Bases 1 to 846 code for a protein of 281 amino acids. The transcript is spliced from 2 exons. Gene Ontology annotation, molecular function: oxidoreductase activity. The record is from RefSeq and is a predicted model, not a curated record. NCBI's taxonomy places the organism in Eukaryota, Fungi, Ascomycota, Dothideomycetes, Dothideales, Saccotheciaceae.
AUGCCUGACAACACGAAUCAAUCAGUCGCAAAGACAGCCAUCAUCAGCGGCGGUGCGCGAGGAAUUGGUCGCUGCAUCGUUCGCCGCUUCCUCGAGCGUGGCUACAAGGUCUUCAUCUUCGACAUCGAUGAGGAAGAGUUGAAGCAUACCACCACUGUGCAUCUAAAGCAAUACUACGAGAAGAAGCAGCUGAGCUCGGCCAUCUGCAACCUACGCAGUGUCGACGAGAUCAGAGAGAAGGUCAAAGAAGCUGCAGACUUCUUGGGUGGAAGAAUCGAGGUUGUUGUCAACAAUGGUGGCAUUGCGACGCCGACGUGGAGUGACGGAAAGACCAUGGCCGACUUUGACACCUUCUCUCAAUGGCAGGCGUACAUGGAGACCAACCUUACAGCACCAUUCGCCGUAUCGCAAGCUUGCCUUCCUUAUAUGAAGCUCGAAGACAAGAACGACUCGCACCACGCCGACAACUCGCACGCCGGCCCUUGUGUCAUCCAUGUUGGCUCCUUCCGCGCUGAGAUGAGCGACCCCAACCAAGAAGGCUAUGCCUCGAGCAAGUCUGGUCUGAUCGGCUUGAUGCACAGUAUGGCCAUCAGUCUCGGUCCGUGGGGCAUCCGCUGCAAUCUCGUCGCUCCUGGGCGCAUCAAGGUCGCACACGAAUGUAAAGAGGGAGAUGAGAAGGGACUUGAGUGGGCACACCAGAACGAAGACAAAGAUGUCGACGACCACGCCACAAACAGAGCUGGAAGACCGAAAGAUAUUGCCGAUGCUGUAGAGUAUCUAGUCAAUGCUGGCUUCGUUACCGGUCAAGCCAUCACCGUCGAUGGUGGCGCUGUGAGGAUGAAGUAG